Messenger RNA from Danaus plexippus (monarch butterfly), 1728 nucleotides. RefSeq names its product phosphatidylinositol N-acetylglucosaminyltransferase subunit A (gene PIG-A). The record is from RefSeq and is a predicted model, not a curated record. Bases 185 to 1498 code for a protein of 437 amino acids. Lineage: Eukaryota; Metazoa; Arthropoda; Insecta; Lepidoptera; Nymphalidae. The transcript has 2 exons. Gene Ontology annotation, biological process: GPI anchor biosynthetic process. Gene Ontology annotation, molecular function: phosphatidylinositol N-acetylglucosaminyltransferase activity. Gene Ontology annotation, cellular component: glycosylphosphatidylinositol-N-acetylglucosaminyltransferase (GPI-GnT) complex.
UUGACAUAUUUGAAUUUUGAAAUGUUGUGUAUUGUAGAUUAUGAUUUAUCCUUUAGAAAAAAAAUUCUUCAACUUUAAAAUCUUUAUGUUAUUACCAUUUACGAGUUACUUUCGAUACCGUAAUGUAUAAUUUAUAGCUCUACCCGAUAAAAAAGAAAAUAUAUUAUUAGUGCCAAUAUAAACUAUGAGUAUGGAAAUCGAGACGGUAAGACCCAAAAAAAGACAUGUCAUAUGCAUGGCCUCCGAUUUCUUCUUUCCAAACACAGGUGGGGUCGAAGAACAUAUUUAUAAUUUAUCGCAGUGUCUGAUAAAGCGGGGUCACAAAGUAGUCAUAAUAACCCACUGUUAUGGGAAACGAGUUGGUGUCAGAUAUCUCACUAGGGGGCUAAAGGUUUAUUAUUUACCAAUUACUGUAUUUUACUCUCAAUGUGCUCUACCAACUAUGAUUUGCAACAUAGCUAUUGUCCGUUAUAUUUUAAUAAGAGAAUCAAUCGAAAUUGUUCAUGGACAUUCGGCUUUCAGUGUUUUAGCACACGAAGUCUCUAUUAUUGGUAAAUUGAUGGGCUUGAAAACUGUUUUUACAGACCACAGUUUAUUUGGCUUUGCCGAUAUGUCUGCAGUUUUGACAAAUAAAUAUCUACAAAUGUGUUUGUGUGAAUGCGAUCAUUGCAUAUGUGUUUCACAUACUGGUAAAGAGAAUACUGUGUUAAGGGCCAAAGUGAAGGCUUUCAAGGUGUCUGUAAUACCGAAUGCUGUAGAUGCAUAUACAUUUACACCUGAUCCUAGCCAAAGAGAUCCUAAUGUUGUGACAAUUGUGAUUAUAUCUAGAUUAGUAUAUAGAAAAGGAGUUGAUUUAAUGGCAUCCGUGAUAGCAGAAAUAUGUCCGAGAUACCCAAACAUAAGAUUUAUUAUUGGAGGAGAUGGUCCCAAAAUGUGGUUGUUACAAGAGGUCAGGGAACAAAAAGGACUCCAACAUUGCGUUACACUGCUCGGUAGUUUAAAACAUUCCGAAGUUAGAAAUGUACUAGUCAAGGGAGAUAUAUUUUUAAAUACUUCUUUGACUGAGGCAUAUUGUAUGGCUAUAGUUGAAGCUGCUUCAUGUGGUCUUAAGGUGGUGUCAACUAAAGUUGGAGGAAUACCGGAAGUAUUGCCACUGAGCAUGAUCUAUCUAACCGAACCAAAUGUACCAAGCAUAAUCAGCGGAUUAGAAUCUGCAAUGAAAGACUUAAAGGACGGCAACUCCCUAUGUCCAUACAAAUGUAAUAAAAUGGUAAGAAGCAUGUACAAUUGGAUGGACAUAACGAAAAGAACUGAAAUUGUGUAUAACAGAAUAUUGUCUAACAAAAAUAAACCAUUGGGGCUGCAAUUAAAGAGCUAUCUUAGUUGCGGAGUUUGGCCUUUUCUCCUAGUGAUAAGCCUAAUGUAUUUAUUACUGCAACUAGCUGACAGAAUAUAUAAGAGGAAACAUAUUGACAUAGCAAAAGACUUAAGAGUAUAAAUUAAAAAUAUGUAAAUAUAUACAGUCUUGUACAUGUUAUUCUCACCAAAGAGUUAUUAUUAGAAAUAAGUCAUAAAAUUUAAAAAUAAAAUAAAAAUAAAAAACAUUGUUUAUGGAAUGACAUCUCUUUAAUACUAUGAUCAAAUAAACAGAGGUCGCCCUCACAAAUUAAAGCCAUGUAGCUGAACAAUUUAAAAUAAAAAGUUUCAAUAAAUAACAUUUACCACAAA